Molecule: messenger RNA, 936 nt
Organism: Melospiza melodia melodia
Lineage: Eukaryota; Metazoa; Chordata; Aves; Passeriformes; Passerellidae
Product: atrial natriuretic peptide receptor 2-like
Exons: 8
Coding region: 1-936 (311 amino acids)
Biological process (GO): cGMP biosynthetic process; intracellular signal transduction; receptor guanylyl cyclase signaling pathway
Cellular component (GO): plasma membrane
Molecular function (GO): peptide receptor activity; guanylate cyclase activity; adenylate cyclase activity
Source: RefSeq, a predicted model, not a curated record
AUGCCCGCAGGGAAGGCAGCAGAGCAGCCCGCGGGUCCCUGCAGCCUCAAGAUCAGUCUGCUGGUGGUUGCCUGCCUCGUUUACCCCAUUGUGCUGGUGUCCUUCAAGCAGAUGACAGAUUGGAUCCACAAUUAUGCCAGGAACCUCAAGGAAAAGACAGAGGACCUGAAAAGGGAGAGGCGCCUGGCUGAGGACCUCCUGCACCAGAUGCUGCCAAAGUCUGUGGCCAAGCAGCUCAGGAAAUGCCAAAAAGUUGAGGCAGAAAACUAUGACCAGGUGACCAUCUUUUUCUCUGACAUCGUGGGCUUCACAAGCAUUGCUGCCUCCUGUACUCCCCUGCAAGUGGUGGAGAUGCUCAACAACCUCUACGUCUGCUUUGACACCAGGAUUGAGUCUUAUGAUGUGUACAAGGUGGAAACCAUUGGGGAUGCCUACAUGGUGGUGAGUGGCCUGCCAGAGAGGAAUGGCAGCAGACAUGCUGAUGAGAUUGCCAAGAUGUCCCUGGACCUGGUGGCAGCUGUGAGGCAGGUGGUGAUCCCUCACAUGCCACGGGGCAGGCUGGAGCUCAGGGCUGGGAUCCACACAGGAGCCUGUGUGGCUGGAGUGGUGGGCUACAAGAUGCCUCGUUACUGCCUCUUUGGGGACACUGUGAACACGGCCUCACGCAUGGAAUCCACCAGCCUGCCACAGAAGAUCCACAUCAGUUCUGCUACGUACGAAGCCCUUCUCACAGAUGAUGCCUAUGAAAUUGAGCUGAGAGGAGAAAUUGAAGUCAAGGGCAAAGGGAAAAUGAAAACCUACUGGCUCCUUGGGAACAAGAACUACAGUGUUCAAAAUGACAGCCUGGUGUGCCACUGGAACCCAGCAAUCUCCAAGAAAGAAAAGAUGGGAAGCAGCCAGGGAUCUGUCCAACAAGGGCUCCUCCUGGGCUCUUGA